GCGGCGGCGUCUCAGUCUCCAUCCCGACUCGCAGCCCGACAGCCUGACGGACGGACGGAGGCAGCGGCCCCGCUCUCCACCUCUCUGGCUGCGCGUCUCUCGCGUUUUGCAUCGCUCCAUCGUCUCUCAACGCAGAGCGCGAACCGGAGCCCGGUAAUGGAGACGGCCGCGGACCGGGGCUUUUCCUUUCCAGGGGGAAGAGAUGCAAACUCGCCGGAAGAAUAAGGCGUCAAGGCACAAACACCGGUUUUCAGCGGAGACCGUCGCCGCUGCUGUUUGUCACAGUGACGCCUGGCUGCGUUUUCCUCUUCCUCUCCUCAUUCGCCGACGCGCCUUCGAGACCAAAUGCUCCGCUCGGGAAGUUACGGGCGAAACGCGGAUAAAUCCUCCACGGCGUCUUCUCCGAUUUGCAAGAGGCGCUCUCAUCCAAAGGGUUUCUUCCUCUCUGAGGCUCCUCUCCACUGACAUCGGCGCCGAACUCCACAGUCCGUCCAAAAGGAUUCCCCGUCAAGGUCACCCGCCGUUUUCGCUUGGCUUGGGGGUCUAGAGGCGCCGGGGCUCCUGCCAUCAUGAAGGGGUUGGGGACCAACCGUAACAGGCACUUGUCCGACUCCUGCGAUCCAGCCGCUGGACAUCCAGAGGCCCUCUACCCCCAGAAGACCAGCACCCUGCCACGCAGCCCUUACCUGCUCAGCCCCACCAUGGAUCAUUAUGGCACCAUGGACCCCCACCUCUAUUCUGCAGCCAACCCGGGCUCCCUUCCACCGGACUGUAUGCUGUCACUCAACAAUCAAAUGUCCAACAGCAGCACUUUCCCGAGAAUUCACUACAACUCCUACGACCAGUCUGACUUCUCCCCACCUGGGGACAGCAUUGGCGGGAUAAGCACAGGGACCAUGGGGACGUCCAUGUCGUUGGGGAUGGGAGCGAGCAUGGGAAUGGCGGGGCUCAGUGGACAGGCAUCGCUGAUUACGAGCGGUUCAGCAACUAUAUCGCACCACAUGACGAAGAACCAGGCGCCUCCCGGUCUCCUGGAGUUUGACAAGCAGCUGCCCGGGGGCCGAGACGGAUUCAGCACCUUGCAGUUCCAUCGGACGGCCGCCGUUGCCAAGCAGCGCACGGACAGCCCCGGUCGGAUUCGCUACAUGUUGCACUCGGUUCAGAAGCUCUUUGCAAAAUCCCAGUCCCUGGAGAGCCACAACAUGAAAGGGAACGUCAACGGGCGCUCCACGGGCAGCGGCGGAGGCUCGUCUAGCACAGAGGACGCGGGGAAGCACAAUCGCAGAGCCAAAAGCAAAGAUUGCGUGACAAAGGCAGAGGCGACCUCCAAGCGACGGCCACGGUCCAACAUGUCCGGGUACUGGAGCUCAGACGACUUGGACAGCAGCGACCUGAGCAGCUACCAUAACACCAUGGCCAUGAUGACGCUGGGUCGCCCAACCGGCCACGGGAGCCAGGGAAUCCAAAGCAGAUACAUCCACAGUGGCUACAACACGAUCAGCUCCUCUAAAAGCAGCAACGACAUGAAGUAUCCGGCACUUCCUGCUCCUGCUAUUGGAGGAAGUGGUGGAAUAGGUGGAACAACGAUGGUAAUCAAUGACGGUGACUAUAUGAAAGGAGGCUCCUGGUCCACGUUGACUAUGGGCCAACCAAGACAGGUGAUACAAAAGGGCUCAGCUACUCUGGACCGGUCCAUGCUCAAGUCCAAGUCCUGCCAACAGGAGCUAACGGGCAACUACCUGCAGGUGGGACGCAGGGGCGACUGGAGUAGCACAUUAGGGCGCACUGGGGGUGCCAACGAGAUCCCAUGUCGGCGGAUGCGCAGUGGUAGUUACGUAAAGGCCAUGGGAGACAUGGAGGACAGCGACGACUCGGAGGGAAGCCCCAAGCCCUCGCCAAAAACCGCUGCCCGCCGCCAGAGCUACCUCAGGGCCACGCAGCAGUCUCUGAGUGACCAACUACCCCCGCGCAACAGAACCCUGGAUUACACCCUGUUGCAAGGGGAGCUGGACGCCCUGUGGUCUCCACUCCACAGUGUGUCCUCUCUGCACCAGCUGGGCAGGUCAAUGAGCAGCUGUCUUCCAUCGCUCAGAGAGCUCUCCAAUAACCGCAGCCUGGACAAUCUAGACUGCAUUGGGGGCACAAUUACGUCUUUGCCGCGCUGGGAUGACGACGACUUCAGCCAGGUCUGCAGCACUCUGGGUCGACGUAGCUGCCUGGGACAGCUACGCGACUUGGAAAUGAGUCAUCAUUAUGAGGACCGCAGCUCCGAUUCCACAUUCAGAGAUUCCCGCUCCCAUUCUCAGGACAACCCAGAGCCUCCAGACGUGCCCAUGCCAACAUGCUUCCGAUCCCGCAGCCACAGCUACCUGAGAGCCAUCCAAGCUGGCUGUUCCCAGGACGACGACACGGUGUCCAUAGACUCGGCCUGCUCACCGCCGCCGACUGGCACCACUGUUCACACCUACAGCACCAGCACUGACAACCUUUCUACCCAAUGGAAGACAUGGAAAGAACAGUUUGGCUCUUACCUCAUAGCCACAGGCUUGGACAAAGCCCCAAAGGAGAAACAACUUGCAAUUUUUCUUCAGCGUUUGGGGACAGACAGACCGCGCCUCCUAGCCACAAACACAGUGUCUACAUGCAUAACCACCUGUAGGAAAACUGCUCCUCCACCGGUGCCACCCCGUACAACCUCAAAGCCCUACAUCUCCGUCACAGUACAAAGCAGCACAGAGUCGGCGCAAGACAACUACCUGGAUCAGCAGGACCGGAGGUCAGAGGUCAACAGCCAGUCCAGCCACGCUCACAGCAACUCAUCUGACAGUCUUGACAGCACUCGUGCCAACAGCUUGGCCCGGGGCAUUCCCCGCCCUCCGCACAUCAUCCCCACUCCCAUCGCCAUCCCAAGAGAACCGGUGACCACCGCCACCGCCAAUGCUUCCACUGAGACCAGCGAUUCAGUAGUUCAGCACGAGGCCCUGAAAUCAGGAUUCAAUAGAGGCAAUCUAGCAGCAGAGGAGCCGCUCGUGGCCCCAGUCCCCCGGCGGAAACUGUCCUCCAUCGGCAUACAGGUUGACUGCAUUCAAGAAGUUCCACAGGAGGAGACCCCACCGCUGGCCAGAUUUCAGUCGAUAGGAGUACAGGUGGAGGACGGGUGGCAGCUCAGUCGCUCCAGUAGCAUGGCCUCAAAACAAGAAACCGACUCAGAUACGCCAGACAUCUCUGUCAUCUCUCACAUCAUUAACACUAAACGCACCGAGAAGAAAGUCAUGGUCAACAGUGGGAGCCAGUCCUAUAGCUCCGCUCCAGGACAGGACUCUUUGGACAAUGGAGACGCUGCCGGUGACACCUCUUCGCCCCCACCACCCAGGCAGAUCCUCAACCGCUCCACCACGAGAAGCAGCUCCUCCUCCUUCUCUGAGAGCCUGGACCCAGCGCUGGACCCCUCGUCGCUGCCGCCUCCAGACCCUUGGCUGGAAAGUGGGAACGGCAGCAACAGCAGUGUUCCCCAGAGCGGAGGAGGGGGCACGCUGUGUCGGAGGGACGGCCACUGGUUCCUGAAGCUGCUGCAGGCGGAGACGGGGCGCAUGGAAGGCUGGUGCCAGCAGAUGGAGCAGGAGACCAAAGACAACCAACUCUCAGAGGAAGUGCUGGGAAAGGUUCGCAGUGCAGUAGGAAGUGCCCAGCUCUUGAUGUCUCAGAAGUUCCAGCAAUUCCGGGGCCUGUGUGAGCAAAACCUGAACGCGAACGCCAAUCCACGGCCCACGGCCCAGGACCUGGCUGGUUUCUGGGACCUGUUGCAGCUCUCCAUUGAGGACAUCAGCCUCAAGUUUGAUGAGCUGUACCAUCUCAAGUCUAAUGACUGGCAGCCAAUGCCGUCUGCAGCUGCCCUCUCACCCCCUGAGCGGAAGGGCGAGGAGAAGGCGGCGCCUCCGGCCUCAAAGAAGCCCGGUAAGGCGCGGCCGUCGCUGGGCCGCGAGAAGAGCGCCGACUCGUCGUCCACGUCUUCUUCGGCCUCGGCAGAGAAACAGAGACAGGAGGCUCGCAAGCGUCUGCUGGCUGCUAAGAAGGCGGCGUCGUUUCGCCAGAACUCUGCAACGGAGAGUGCGGACAGCAUCGAAAUCUACGUCCCCGAAGCCCAGACUCGCCUCUGAGGGGACCGGUGACGGAAGUGGGGAAAAAAGGUUUGCAGUGCAGAUGAGAGGAUGGAGAUGGGGGGGUCCCAGACACCAUCCCACAUAUGGGAAUAGGCGUUAACUUGGGCAUUUAUUUUCUGUUUUGACAUAUUGGUACAGUUGUAGGCUGGUCCUGGAGGCAUCAAACAUUUAAAAUAAAACCUUGAACUGUUUGGACUAGACAGACUAUGAAGCAGGAAAGCCCUCAUGUGAGGCUGCCAUGGAAAACCUCAGCUGACAAACUGCAUUUCUUGUUAAUGCUCUUGAAAUGAUAAAAUUGUUACUGAAGCUAUUGUUAUUACUACAAUUAUAUCCUAAUGAAACAAAUCUAUACGAAGACUGUUUAAAGUGUUCCUCUAUCCUGGCUACGAGAUCUGCUGAGUGGACGAAAGGCGAGCAUUACUGCUUCUCUGUCGCUCAUCCUUCUCUCUUCCCAGAUCAUUGGCCAUCUUGUAGCUUUGCACAGCGCCGCCUUGUGGCCACCGCGCACACUACACCCACAGCACCACAUCACAAAGUCUCUCCUGUGUGUUGUAUGUCUUCCUUCUAUUUAUUUGUUUACUCUGUUCAUCCUGUGUUUUGUAUAGAUUACGUUAUUUUGAAUAUUUUUGUUAUAAUGAAACUGAAAGUCAGGUUUGAAGUUGUAUUCACAUUUCGCUGUAGGAUCUCUGAUUUUAGUCUCUAAUGACAGUGGCCACAAUGUUAAAUCUUUAAUUUAGGCUUCUCCCUAUUCCAAUAAUUUUGGGUCUCGUGUUUGUGCUGUAACCACAGCUGUUUAAUACUUUAAGUGCUUUUAUGAAUCCUGCUUAGCACUAACUGUUACGUCUGGAUUGGAUCUAAGGUUCUGAUUGAAGUAAGGCAGCAGGCUGAGUGUGCAGGAUGAUGCAGUGUUGUUCACGUCGGCGCACACGUCAGGCCACGUGCGCUAAUGUCAUGCUGUUAUUUUUAUACUGUUUCCAAGCAUUUAGGGUUUGUUUUGCUUCUCAUCUCAACACAAUCCGUCUUGUUUUGUUUUUUGGGGUUUUCAUUUUUUUUACAUUACCGUUUCCUCCCAUCAGACAUCAUCCAAAGUACCUGCACUUUUUUUUUAAUUUAAAGAAAAUAAUAUUUAAUUAAAGCAUUGCAUACUUUA
Betta splendens (Siamese fighting fish) is the source of this 5310-nucleotide messenger RNA. It is a transcript of the gene dlgap4b, whose product is annotated as discs, large (Drosophila) homolog-associated protein 4b. Gene Ontology annotation, biological process: signaling. Bases 570 to 4157 code for a protein of 1195 amino acids. The record is from RefSeq and is a predicted model, not a curated record. The transcript has 14 exons. Lineage: Eukaryota; Metazoa; Chordata; Actinopteri; Anabantiformes; Osphronemidae. Gene Ontology annotation, molecular function: molecular adaptor activity. Gene Ontology annotation, cellular component: glutamatergic synapse; postsynaptic specialization.